Molecule: messenger RNA, 2526 nt
Organism: Raphanus sativus (radish)
Lineage: Eukaryota; Viridiplantae; Streptophyta; Magnoliopsida; Brassicales; Brassicaceae
Product: ankyrin repeat protein SKIP35
Exons: 4
Coding region: 419-2236 (605 amino acids)
Source: RefSeq, a predicted model, not a curated record
UUCAUAUAUAUAACAAUUAAAGAAAAAUAAAAAUAUAGAAGUCAGACAGAACUCGAGGGCAAAGGCACAAGGGUUCCUCUCGACCUCUCAAUGAAAAUCUCGUCCAGGGUUUGUUCUUGAUUCACCUGAGAAACGCGUCGAGGAUUUGACCCACGAUGACAGCUUCCGGAUUCGGGCAUGUGGGUCACUGCUGGUUUUUGGUUUAAGGCUUCAAGUUUUUAGCUUUUGCCUGGAAAAGUUCUGACCUUUAUCGCUCUUUGGAUCAAUCUAGAGUUGGCAGAUUGUGCAAGUGGAUACAAAGCUUGAGUCUUUUUUUUCUGCUUUUGGAAUUGAGGAAGGGAUAUGGUAUAGAGAUUUAUUGUUAUUCUCUGCUUAGCUUUUUUGGGAGAAAGAAGUUUUUGGGUUCUUGAGGUUUUUGAUGGAGAAGGAGAGCGAUGAUGGGUUAUACCCUGAUGAGCCUUUUGGUUCCGAGGAGAUCACUGCUCAGUCUUCAAUGGAAGACUUGCAGGAGGACUUCACGGUUGAGAAAGGUGAAGGGAGUGGUGGUGUUGUUUUCGCCAGAGAGGCACCUUGCAGUGCAAAGAAACUAAAGUACAGUGGUGAUGAUGUUGAUGUUCUUCUGGAGAAGGGGAGUGUAGGGAAAGAGAAGAAGCUUAACAGACAGGACAGAAUCGAAUUGGGACGACUCUUCCAAGGUGCUGUUAGCUCUCAGGACUGGGAACUCUCCGAGAGGAUGAUUGGUUUGGCUGAUCUACAGACUUUGAAUGAUCUCUUGUGUAUUAGUCUAGAUUCUAUUUGGUUCUUGACCACUGAGGGAGAGUUAGAGGGUAUCACUGGAUUGAUUGGGAAGAUCAUAUGUCAUGGUGCUCAUGACUAUACUAGAGCUACACUCAGAACUUCAUUUCUUGCUUCAUGUGUUUCAUCUUGUCAGAGCAGGACAGUGAGUCUUUCUGAUAGUGUAGCUGUAAUGGCUCAAAGGUUACAUGAGCGUCUUCAAGAGUGUAACGGUGAUGAGGUUCUUAAAGCAGAAGCAAGUACCAAAGUUCAGAAGUUUACUGAAUGGGCCCUCAAAUGCAUAGGUUUCCACUCUCGUUGCCAUGGCGCUAGAAAUAAAGCUGGCCAGGACUCUGCUGCAGAGAUCCAACUCCAGCUUUCUGCUUUCAAGACGUUCUUAGAUCUUGCAGGAAACCAUCUGACAGGAAAGGAUUUCACAGAAGCCUUUGAUGCAGCUUGUUUUCCACUGACGCUGUUCUCUACCUCUUUUCAUCCUGGCUGGGCUUCUGGAAUCUCAGCUACUGUGGUACAUGGAUUGCUCGGUAUGCUGGUGGAAGGAGGAGCAGAUAACGUGAAUCAGUGCUUUCUUGAAGCUUCUCGUUUUGGUAGCACAGAGCUUGUGCGCAUCUUGUUGCAGAUUGCUCAAAGGAAUAGCUUAGACGUGGAUGUUGACUUAGCAUUGGGUUUUGCUUCCCACUAUAGUAAGAUUGAAACUAUGGACUGCCUUGUGGAAGAAGGUCACGCCAUGGCUUUCUUGGGUCCUUUGAUGAGAGCAGCGGAGAGAGGUUGUAUGCAAGUUGUGGAAUGGUUUGUGAAAAGAGGCUGCCGUGAAAUGGAGCUAUGCUUGGCUCUCACAGCCGCCACUUCGAGCAGCCAGGUCGAGAUCGCAGCUUAUCUCCUUCCUCAUGUACCAAGACCCGUCCUCACUGCUCUCAGCAUCGAGAUCCUCAAAGCAGCUGGUGAAAGAAGCGAUGGUUCUCUCUACGGAGUAGAGUUUCUCCUCAAAUCAGACUUCCUCGGUGAUCCGGUAGCCACUUACUCAGUUGCAGACACCAUUGCAAAGUCAGAAGACGAGUCUGUUCCUUCGGAGCUGAAAACGUUUCUCCAAGAACACUGGUCAGAGGCUGCAUUCAGCCAAGGGUUGGAGGAAAGCCGCGAGAACUUCAUGAACUUCAUGAGGGUUUUGAAGAUUGGCGAGUCUGCUAUACGUCUGAAGGACCUCCCAGGUCCAUUGAGAGUUGCAGUCGCUUACAUGCCACUGUACAGAGAGUGUGUGAAAGCAGGAGGGAGUUUACUCUCACAGAGACUAAGGGGACAGCUCAUUGAAGCGGUGAAGCAGCUUCAAGGCUUUGAUGUGGUGGACACAGAGGAAGUAUACAAAGGUCAUCAGCAUCAUCAGCUCAUGGCAGUGUUGGAGCAUCACCUUCCGCUUUUUUUGGUCAAAGCUUCUUCUUCACACUGAGCAAUAAAUUGGAUCCAGCACCUGAGUUAUCCGGGUUUAACCUUUGCCCAUUUCUUUAAUUAAAAAUAAGAACUAAAUAAAACAAAUCAUAUACCUCUAGAGAUUUGGAACCGGAUCCAGGGUUUGGAUUAUGAUGAAAGGAGCUUUCUAUGAAACUAACUUGCUAUGAGAAUGUCUUUGUCAAGUCUCUUAAACGGUUCCUAACCCAUGGGAGAAGAUGAUAUCCAAAACGUUUCUAUAAUAUUAUUAUUACAUCUAAAAAAUAAAUAAGACACAGUCUUGCUUCUGUC